AUGACCGACGAGGACAGCGGCGAGCUUUGCCCCGGCAAAUUCGCCUGGGAAUGUAAGGACACAAACUGUUGCAACAGCUACCACAUCCGAGUGUUGAUGCUGUUCUUUUCAAUUGGCGUUCUGUUCGUGGCGCUGGCCGUUUUCGGAGUGUGGAUGGCAUUUGACUUACGGCCGUCGAGAUAGUGAGUUUUCCUGGGCUUGUGGGGCGUUUGUUUAUCGGUGCAAAAAGACAGGAAACUUUACGAAUAAUAGCCGACGGAUUUGUGUAAACAAAUUUUCUUUGUUAGCCAGGAAAUUGUCUUUUUAGAAAGAAAUUUAUAAAGUUUUUCUGUCUACAGUGGAGACCUGAUCUAAUGGCAAAAAACGUACCAUUUUGCAUCUGGGAAGUAUCAAAAAUGUGGCAAAAUGCCUCUCCAACUAAAAAAACCUCGUUUUGAAGGGUUCCUCAAAAAAAGUGGGCGCUUUUGAAAUCUGAGUUUUUUUAAGAGGGAGGUAUUUUGCCACAUUCUUUAUACUUCCUGGAUACAAAAUGAUACGUUUUUUGCCAAUUUUGCAUCACUCAAAAAGGAGGUUUUGUGCACGGUGCAGCUCAAGACGAGUAUUCUACGCAUAUUUGAGAAAAAGUAGUCGUCAAAAAAUAGGCUUAUUUUUUGUAGAAAAAUUGUGUGCAUAACUUAUAAUGGCGCCCUAUAAUUUCAAUCCAAAUAAAUCGAAAAAAAAUUAAUUUUUGCCCACUUUUGCUCUUAUUGUUAGGACCCCAAAAUUUUGUACUAAACUUGUGGAGAAUUUAGAAGCUUCCGUAAUUCGACGAAAUUUGGUGACGUUUCUUCAUUUUUCAUGUCCUCAGGUCGACAAAAAUCAUCAGAUAUCUCGGGCGUGCCGGCAAAGGGUCACCCGAAAAUUUUCAGAGAUUUUUUUUAGCCCAUAUAGGACAUGCAUACCAAGUUUUAAGAAAAUCGAAGCACUAUGCCUUAGGCAUUCUUCUAAUUUUUUAUAACAAGCCAUUUUUGCGACCUUUGAUUUUUACUCCAAACGCUGUCAUAUAACCCUUCUAGUCGCUUUGUAGGAUCUUUCUUUAUUCUUUUUUGCGUUAUUCUCCAACAUAAAUAAGUAAAAAUACAUUUCCAGUCAACCCCGAAAAGAGCCGGUGAAGGAUAAGCGAGCGUUGUCGGAAGUGGAGAUCAAAAGCUUCGAGGAGACGAGAUACCUUCGCCGAAUGUCCGAACUCAACCCCAAUGCCAAACGAGAAUACGUCUAG
Messenger RNA from Bursaphelenchus xylophilus (pine wood nematode), 1258 nucleotides. The record is from the annotation of a GenBank genome assembly. Lineage: Eukaryota; Metazoa; Nematoda; Chromadorea; Rhabditida; Aphelenchoididae.